Molecule: messenger RNA, 873 nt
Organism: Rotaria sp. Silwood1
Lineage: Eukaryota; Metazoa; Rotifera; Eurotatoria; Philodinida; Philodinidae
Source: the annotation of a GenBank genome assembly
AUGUCAGUUUCAACUAUAAUUAACAUUGAAAAAAAUCUAGGCCGUUAUGGCUUAUCGACAUUAAUUGUGUUGGGUAAUGUGGGUAAUAUUCUAACAAGUCUUAUAUUCAUACGAACAUUAAGAAAACAACCUAAUUCAUGUACAUAUUAUUUGUUAGCUGCUUCAAUUGUAAAUUGGGUUUUGAUUAAUACUACACUUAUCUCUACACUCUAUGGAGUUGAUCAUGUUGAUCCACAACACAGAUCAAUUGUCGUAUGUAAAUUACGUUGGUAUGGUGGACAAAUAUUAUUAAUGUUGUCACGAAGUUUCAUGAUAGCUGCAUGUGUUGAUCGAUGGGCUCUUACUUCUUCAAAUGCUAGAAUUCGAUCAAUUUGUCGACCAAAAAUUGCUCGUAACGUUAUUCUCAGUCUUUUAUUGAUUUGGCCAAUCAUACCAGUGCAUAUGGCUAUUUUCAUUAAUAAUUAUUCUGGUCAUUGUGGCGCACCUUCUAAUUAUGCUUUGGCAUUUGCUAUUUAUUUAUUUAUUUUUAUUGGUUUUCUUCCACCAUUCUUGAUGAUUUUCUUUGGUAUACUUGCCUUGCAUAAUUUAAAGCGAAUCCGAUCACAAGUUAGACCAAGACAAAAUCCUGUUGCAAUUCGUUUACACAAAGCUGAUCGAGAUCUGAUGAGAAUGUUAGCGGGUGAAGUAUUGGUCUAUUUAGUUACCACAGUUCUGUAUCCUGUUAAUGUACUCUAUGGUUUUAUCACGACGCCCAUCGCAUAUCAAAAGAGUGAAAUGCGAUUAGCUAUUGAAGCACUUGUUGGAUACAUUAUUAGUCCAAUACUGAAUUAUAUUUAUUGUGUUGCUCAAUUCUAUGGUAUGAUGUCAUGUUAA